AUGGCGAGAAAGAGUCUGCGCAGCCUUUUGCCUUCUUACUCCUUCGGCCGCCGUGGCGGAUCGCCGGAGUCGUCGCCUCGGCCGGCGCCGCAGCAGCAAAGGCGUAGGGUAUCGGAUGAUGUGAUUGAGAAAUGGGUCGCGGCGGCUGAGGCCCUGGUCGCGAAGUGGGAUCGCGACGUCGGCUCCGCCGCCGUUCUGUUCUGUGACGACCACCGCGAGGAGGCGCGUGCGUUUCUCGAUGCGGUGGGUGACCUCCAGCGCGCCAUGCUCAGCUUCGUCUCCGGCGCGGGGGGCGUGGCGGCGGCGGAGUCGUCCCACGCCGCUCUCGUUAGCGCACAGUCGAUGAUGCAGGCCGCUAUGCGUCGCCUCGAGAAGGAGUUCCGCCGGAUUCUCACUGACAACCGAUACUUCUGUCGCGAUCUGAAAGCCGUCUCCGUUCGGUCUUCCUCCCGGUUGAGCGCCUCCGAGGAUGGCGACGACAGCAGCGUUGGCAGGGCAGAUGAUUCCGCCGGCGAAGUCGAGAACGCCGCCGCGGUCGCCGUUGCCAUGGGCGACCUUCGGGCCAUCGCUGAGACCAUGGUCUCCGCCGGGUACAGGAAGGAGUGCGUCAAGGUAUAUAAGCUCCUCCGCAAGUCCGUCGUCGACGAGGAGCUCCGGCGACUCAAAUUCGACAGUCUCUCCCCGAAUUCGCAGGUCCGCAAGCUGGAUUGGGCGGCGCUCGAGAUCAAAAUCAGAUCUUGGCUCUCCGCCGCGCCCGCCGCCUUCUCCACUCUGUUUUCCGGCGAGCGGAUUCUCUUGGAGCACGUCUUCGCUGGAUGCGACUCCAUCCGCGACGCCGUCUUUGGCGAAAUUGCGAACGAUGCCGCCGUCCAUUUCUUACGGCUGCCGGAGGCGGUGGCCAAAUCGAAGCGGUCGAGGGACAAAACGGCUCGACUUCUGGACCUCUACGAUGCGGUCUCCGAGCUGCUACCGGAGGUGAACUCGUUGUUCUCCUUCGAUUCUACUUCCGCCGUCCGGGAGCAGGCCCUCGCCUCGCUCUCUAAGCUCGGAGAGACCAUCCGCACUACCGUCGCCGACUUCGAAGAGGCUCUGUUGAAGGAGAACUCAAAGUUUCUGUUUCCCGGCGGCGGAAUUCACCCGCUCACGCGUCGAGCGAUGGACUACAUCGCCGUGCUUGCGGACUACAAAACCUCACUCGCCGAGAUCUUCGACGGGUCGCACACGACGGCGAAUCCGUUGUCGCCGUCGAUUAGCGAGCCGCGGCAAGCCGGGUCGGAGGUGGCCAGGCUGUUGGCGCGGCUAAUGCUGGCGCUGAACUGCAAGCUCGACGCGAAGGCGGCGGCGUAUGGAGACGCCGCCUUGUCCCACCUCUUCCUGGCGAACAACUUCCAGUACGUGGCCAACAGGGCGCGGGCAUGCUCGCUGAGCGGUGUGCUGGGAGAGGAAUGGGCGGCGCGGCACGAGGGGAAAGCGAGGCAGCACGCGGAGGGAUACGAGCGUGCGGCGUGGGGUAAGGUGGCAGCGGCGGUGCCGGCCAGGGAGGUGGCGCCGGGGGAGGCGCGCGAGCGGAUGCGGGCGUUCAGCGCGGGGCUGGAGGGUGCGUGCGCCGCGCAAGAAGGGUGGGUGGUGGUGGACUCCAGAAUGAGGGAGGACGUGAGCGCGGUGGUCAGGGGGAUGAUCCUUCCGGCGUACCGGAGUUUCCACGAGCGUUGGCGGUCGACGCCGGAGGUGGCGACGGUGGCCAGAUUCUCGCCGGAGGAGGUCGGUGUCCGGAUAGCGGACCUCUUCGCCGGGUCGGAUGACGGACCCGAUCCCAAUUCUUAUUCGAGUUAUCGGAUCGGGCACGACUCCGACUCCUCUCGAUCCGAUGGCUCGGGCUCUUCCCGCCAUUCCCGGUCCGUUUAA
Messenger RNA from Zingiber officinale, 1905 nucleotides. RefSeq names its product exocyst complex component EXO70H1-like. NCBI's taxonomy places the organism in Eukaryota, Viridiplantae, Streptophyta, Magnoliopsida, Zingiberales, Zingiberaceae. Gene Ontology annotation, biological process: exocytosis. The record is from RefSeq and is a predicted model, not a curated record. Gene Ontology annotation, cellular component: exocyst. Gene Ontology annotation, molecular function: phosphatidylinositol-4,5-bisphosphate binding. The transcript has a single exon. Bases 1 to 1905 code for a protein of 634 amino acids.